Messenger RNA from Choloepus didactylus (southern two-toed sloth), 1134 nucleotides. It is a transcript of the gene B3GNT6, whose product is annotated as UDP-GlcNAc:betaGal beta-1,3-N-acetylglucosaminyltransferase 6. Gene Ontology annotation, cellular component: membrane. Lineage: Eukaryota; Metazoa; Chordata; Mammalia; Pilosa; Megalonychidae. The record is from RefSeq and is a predicted model, not a curated record. The coding region runs from base 1 to 1134 and encodes 377 amino acids. Gene Ontology annotation, molecular function: hexosyltransferase activity. The transcript has a single exon.
AUGGCGUCUCCUUGCCGCAGGUCGAUGAAUGUCAAGACCCUGACCUUUCUUCUAGUGGGUCUGAGUUUCUUGGCACUGCACCAGGGGCUCCUCCAGUUCCCGAGGUCUCAAAAGGAGAAGAGGUCGCUUGGCCCCACCCACACUCCUGUUGCCGCGGAGCCCUCGGUGCUCAACCCAGGGCCCCCGUGUGUGGCCAACGCCUCAGCGAACACCACCCCCGCCUUUGAGCAGCUACCCGCCCGGAUCCAAGACUUCCUGCGGUACCGCCACUGCCGCCACUUUCCACUGCUCUGGGACGCGCCAUCCAAGUGCGCUGGAAGCCAGGGUGUCUUCCUGCUCCUGGCCGUGAAGUCGUACCCGAUGCACUACGAGCGGCGUGAACUUAUCCGCCGCACGUGGGGGCAGGAGCGCAGCUACCGCGGGCUGCGGGUGCGCCGCGUCUUCCUGCUGGGGGCACCGGCGCCCGAGGACGCCGAGCGCGCCGAGAGGCUGAACGCGCUGGUGGGCCUGGAGGCGCGCGAGCACCGCGACGUGCUGCAGUGGGCCUUCACCGACACGUUCCUCAACCUCACGCUCAAGCACGUGCACCUGCUGGACUGGCUGGCGACGCGCUGCCCGCAGGCGCGCUUUCUGCUCAGCGGCGACGACGACGUCUUCGUGCACACCUCCAACGUGCUCCGCUUCCUGGCGGCGCAGCCGCCCGACCGACACCUCUUCACCGGGCAGCUGAUGGACGGUUCGGUGCCCAUCCGCGACAGCUGGAGCAAAUACUUCGUGCCUCCGCAGCUCUUUCCCGGGCAGGCCUACCCGGUGUACUGCAGCGGCGGCGGCUUCCUCUUGUCCAGGCACACGGCUCAGGCCCUGCGCAGGGCCGCCCGCGACACCCCACUCUUCCCCAUAGAUGACGCCUACAUGGGCAUGUGCCUGGAGCGCGCCGGCCUGGCGCCCAGCGGCCAUGAAGGCAUCCGGCCCUUCGGCGUGCAGCUGCCCGGAGCCCGGCACCCCUCCUUCGACCCCUGCGUGUACCGCAAACUGCUGCUGGUGCACCGUUUCGCGCCGUACGAAAUGCUGCUCAUGUGGAAGGCGCUGAACGACCCAGGGCUGAGCUGUGUCCGAGGGCAUUGGGUCUCCUGA